CUUUAAAAGAGGAGCUUCCUCAGAAUCGGCGCUGAUUCCAGACGUGCAGUGCCAUGAGGGCCGUGGUGCCUCUGCUGUCCCUGCUCCUCCUGGGUGUCCAGGCCCAACAUGGGUCUGAUUGGACCUACUCAGAGGGGGCCCUGGAUGAAGAUCACUGGCCGCAGCACUACCCGGCCUGCGGGGGGCAGAAGCAGUCACCCAUCGACCUGCAGAGGCGGAAGGUGAGGUACAACCCUGCCCUGAGGAGGCUCAACCUGACAGGCUACGAGACCCAGGCGGGCGAGUUUCCCAUGACCAACAACGGCCACACAGUGCAGAUCAGCCUGCCCCCGACCAUGCUCAUGACAGCCGCCGAUGGUACUGUGUACAUAGCUCAGCAGAUGCACCUUCACUGGGGUGGCGCUUCCUCGGAGAUCAGUGGCUCCGAGCACACAGUCGAUGGGAUCAGACAUGUCAUCGAGAUUCACGUUGUUCACUACAAUUCUAAAUACCAGAACUACGACAUAGCCAAAGAUGCACCAGAUGGUUUGGCUGUACUGGCAGCCUUUGUGGAGGUGAAGGAUCACGCUGAAAACACGUAUUACAGCAACUUCAUUUCUCAUUUGGCCAAUAUCAAGUAUCCAGGACAAAGCACAACUCUGACUGGCCUUGACAUUCAAGACAUGCUGCCACAGAACCUCCAGCAAUACUAUAGCUACCAGGGGUCGCUCACCACUCCUCCCUGUACUGAGAAUGUCCACUGGUUUGUGCUGGCAGAUUAUGUCAAGUUGUCCAGGACUCAGGUUUGGAAGCUGGAGAAUUCCAUAUUGGAUCACCAGAACAAGACCAUCCACAAUGAUUACCGCAGGACCCAGUCCCUGAACCACAGAGUGGUGGAGGCUAACUUCAUGUACCACCCUAAUCAGCAAUACAUUCUAGGUUCUGACUUCCUGUUAUACCUAAACAAGAUAGACAAAAACCUCGAGUACUUGAGAAGAUUUUCUGAACAGAAGAAAGCUAAGAGAAGGAGACAACAUUAA
This is a messenger RNA of Carlito syrichta (Philippine tarsier), 1019 nucleotides long. RefSeq names its product carbonic anhydrase 6 (gene CA6). Gene Ontology annotation, molecular function: carbonate dehydratase activity; zinc ion binding. The coding region runs from base 54 to 1019 and encodes 321 amino acids. The transcript is spliced from 8 exons. The record is from RefSeq and is a predicted model, not a curated record. NCBI's taxonomy places the organism in Eukaryota, Metazoa, Chordata, Mammalia, Primates, Tarsiidae.